AUGCAGUGGGCUGAUUCAAAAGUUUCGAAUGUUGAAGUUAAAUAUACUCAAAUCUUUAUCAACAAUGAAUGGCAUAAAGCAACCAAUGGAAAAACAUUUUCUGUCAUCAAUCCAAGUACAGGAGAAGAAAUCUGUCAAGUAGAAGAAGGCACUAGAGCUGAUGUUGAUAAAGCAGUUGAAGCUGCUCGAAAAGCUUUCGACAUUGAAUCAUCAUGGCGUAAUUUAGAUCCAGUUGCACAUGCUAAUUUGAUGAGAAAAUUUGCUGCUUUGCUUAGAAGAGAUAUUGAUUAUUUAUCAGCGAAAUAUUAUUCUCAGCUGAUUGUAUUGAUUAUUGUACGUAUAUCUGAUUCUGGUAUUGUAGAGGUAAUAUUUGGUGAAAAUAUAGAUGCUGGAUGGGUUGAUAAAAUUGUUGGUGAAACGAUUUCUGGACCGAAUGAUCAGUUAAUAUAUACUCGACAUGAACCAAUUGGUGUUUGUGGACAAAUCAUUCCAUGGUGA
Messenger RNA from Rotaria sp. Silwood2, 498 nucleotides. Lineage: Eukaryota; Metazoa; Rotifera; Eurotatoria; Philodinida; Philodinidae. The record is from the annotation of a GenBank genome assembly.